This is a messenger RNA of Zootoca vivipara (common lizard), 8152 nucleotides long. The record is from RefSeq and is a predicted model, not a curated record. NCBI's taxonomy places the organism in Eukaryota, Metazoa, Chordata, Lepidosauria, Squamata, Lacertidae.
ACAGUAAUAAUUGAAUGCAGUGACAAUAAUUUAUGAUAAUAAAGAGUGGACACAUAGUCCUACAGAUACAACCGGCUCUUUGAGGGUGACCAAACUGCUGAUGCGGCCCCCGAUGAAUUUGAGUUUGACACCCCUGUUCUACUGUAUAUAUAAUUCUUCCAGUGUCCUUGUGUCAGUAUGUCGCCACUAUCUUUUGCUGUGAAGAAUAAUGCCAAUAAUUCAUCCAGUUUCUUUGCAAUCUCCCUAUUUUCUUUCAAUAGUUCGUUUACUCCUUUGUCAUCUGGGGCUACAACAGUCUGCUUGGCUGGUUUCCUGUUCCUGAUGUAGUUCUGAUGUUGUUGUUGUUGUUGUAAUGUUAGCAAGGACCAAUACUAUAGAGAGAAAAUCGGGGCAUCUCUGUCUAGGAUGCUUUACUAUAUGCUGGAUAGGUGAUGUGCUGCUGGACCAUAUGGUCAGGGAGCACAUCCCAUAAUAUAGAGGUCACAUCUGAAGUCGUGUGUUUCCACAACCUGUGUGCCUGACCCUCUGGUCUGGGAUAUGGAGCUGGCCGUUACCCAUUCAUCUGAGUUGAAACUGGUUGAGUAAAACAGGAUGGUUUAUCUUUGAAUGCCUGGAAGUGUGCAAUGACCAUUAGCUCUAUCUCCCAAAAUGGAGGUCUGACAGGCCGAGAGCUGGAUGUGAUGUACUUUAGACUUUCUACUCCUAAUCUCCUUAACCUCACCAUCUGCUGCCAUCACUGUUAGAUGAUAACAGAUACAGUUUUGCCAUGAGGCCCCAAACAGCACUUAAAACUGUUGCAGUCCCAUAGCACUGGAAGAUGCAUGUGUCUAAGGUGAGAUCGCAUUCUGGCAAAGGACAAAGCUUUUAUUUUUUAUUUUUUACCGAUAACUUUAAGCUAGAGUCACUGAACAUCAUGGAUAAGUUUUUUAGCUACCAAUCAGAAACAUUAUUUGUUAGGAAAGAAAUGUAAGAUCGGAGAAAGCACAAUAGAAUUACGUAUAAAAUCAAACUUAGUACAGUGGUACCUCUACUUACGAAUUUAAUGUGUUCUGAAUGCACAUUUGUAAGUCGAAAAAAAUGCAUUGGGAGAAAAAAAUCGUAAGUAGAAGCAACCCUAUCUAAAAAUUCGUAAGUAGAAAAAAAUCCUAUCUAAACUGCAUCCAAGAUGGCGGACGGAACUCCAUUCGUAAGUAGAAACAUUCGUAAGUAGAAACAUUCGUAAGUAGAGGUACCACUGUAGCCGAGUUCAAACUCCUGCCAGGGUUGUACUGUUUUUAACAUAAGCUUCACCUGUAAACAUUGACAAAUGAUAGUACUCAAAUCCACUCCGUGAAAAGAUCUACCUCCUGAUUGAGUUACAGAGCAGGCCAGGCAAGGUUCUUUUUGAUCAAUUGGCAACCUUGUCUUUAACUACACUACGAUGGUAUUCCAGCCAAGUCUGCCUUUGGUCUUCAACCCCCAGAUACAUAUAUUCAACCUGGCAUUGCUUUGCCUUUUUCUCUGCCUGGUGGGCAUGACUGGUACCAAAUUGUAUGGGAAACUGCCCUGCUAGAAAAGUUAACCAACAAAAUUAAAUGAGCACAGGUACAAGUAAAAGAGGAUGCCUUCACACCAGCGUGGACCCCCUUUAUCACAUCUACAGCUCAACAAGACAAUGACCUAUCCCCUCCAACAGCAUACAAACAAACAAACAAACAAACAAAGGAAGGAAGGACCUACUUAUGUGACCCUGACACAGAAACCACCCUGCACAGACACUAUGUAAUAGAAUGAAAGAUCAGUAUCUCUCCCCUGCUCUCUCUCCCUGCCUCUUUCCCGCAACCGCAUAAGAUGUCUGCAACACCGAAUGGAACUGAACUGUGAAAAAGACUAUGAAUUGAAAAUGGAGAUGCUAUAUGUACCUUUGCUAUACAAGAAAAUCUGUAAUAAAAUCCCAACGUUACACCACUGAGUUGGAUUUGUGGCGCUGCAGAGGGGUUAUUUUGUACUUGUUGGUGCAGCACUUUGGUUUUUUGGAUGUUGAGUGAUAGGCCAAGCUUUUCGUAAGCUUCUGCAAAGAUAUUUAGGAUGGUAUGGAGGUCAUCCUCUGAGCGUGCCCAUACUACGUUGUCAUCAGCAUACUGAAGCUCUAUGACGGAAGUUACGGUAACCUUACUUUUUGCUUUCAGCCUGUUCAGAUUGAAGAGCUUUCCAUCUGUUCAAUAUAUGAUUUCUACUCCAGUGGGGAGUCUCCUGUCGACAAAGUGUAGGAUUGACAAAGUGUAGGAUCAUGUCAAUGAAAAUAAUGAAUAGAGUUGGGGCAAUAACACAACCCUGUUUAACACCUGAUCCCACUGUGAAUGGUUCACUUUGAGAGCCAUUGUUAUCUGCGAUUGUUGCUGUCAUAUUAUCAUGGAGGAGCCAAAUGAUGUUUACAAAUUUAUCUGGGCAGCCAACUUUCAGAAGGACAGUCCACAGGGCAUUACGAUUUACAGUGUUGAAAGCCUUAGUCAGGUCAAUAAACGCCAUAUUCAGGGGUUGGUUUUGCUCGCUGCACUUUUAUUGAAGCUGCCAAGCAGUGAAAAUCAUGUCUACUGUCCCCCUAGAAGGCCGAAAACUGUUUUGGGAUUCAGGAAGGGUCACCUCGGAUAUUGUUACCAGACGGUUUGCUAAGAUCCUUGCAAGAAUUUUGCCGGCCGCAGCUAAUAGAGAGAUGCCUCGAUAGUUUCCACAAUCAGUUCUGUCACCUUUUCUAAAAGAGGUUGAUAAUUUUGGCAUUUCUAAAGUCUGCUGGGAUUUCUUCUCUUUCCCAGAUUUUUUCGAUGAGCUUGUGAGGUUGUUGUGCAAGUUCAAUUUUGCCCACUUUGAAGAUUUUGGCAGGUAUCCCAUCAGGUCCACUGGCUUUGUUGUUUUUCAUUUGGUUAACAGCUGUACACAACUCUCCCGGAUUUGGAGAUAUUGCAAGCUCAUCUCUAACUUGUUUUUGCGGAAUUUGUGAGAGGACCUCAGCAGCUAUGGGGGAGUUGUGAUAAAGGAGAUGUUGGUAAUGUUCUUUCCAGCACAGUGCAAUAGCUUCUUUAUCUUUUAGAAGUUUGAUACCGUUUGCUGAGCGUAGGGGUAUAUGCCAUGAUUUAUUGGCCCAUAGAUGGUCUUUGUGGCUUUAAAGAAACUCUGUGCAUCAUGAGUGUCGGCUAAGUACUGGAUCUCUUGAGCUUUUUUUUAUCCACGAGGUGUUUUUUAGUUCUCUGGUUCUUCCUUGAACCUCAGCCUUAGUGUUGGCAUAGGUUUUUUUUCUUAGUGGCAGAGUUUCUAUCUCUUUGCCAGAUCUGAAAGACCUUCCUUUUCUGGUCAAUCAUGUGUUCAGUCUCACUGUCAUUCUCAUCAAACCAGUCCUGGUUUUUCUUGGUUUGGUUUCCAAUAGUUUUUAGCUUGGUCCAGUGUUCCUCAAUGUUAUCAGGGAAUUCUGAAAGCAGAUGGUACUUUAAGAAGCAAAGAUCACCAGUGUUGAAGUAAUGAUUCUUCAACAUGUGGAUGCCUGAUGAUCGUCUUCCAAAGCAACUACUCUAUUCUGAACUUAAAAAUGGAAAGCGUAAUGCUGGUGGUCAACAAAAAAGGUUUAAAGGACUGUCUCAAGGCAAAUCUUUAAAAAAUUAGUAUAAACACUGACAAAUGGGAAACACUGGCCUGCGAGCGAUCCAGUUGGACACCUAAGGUGUCAUGGGCUUUGAAGAAACUCGAUCUCAGGACGCAAGGGAGAGACGUGCUAAGAGGAAGGCACACUUGGCAAAUCCAAUGUCCCCACUGUGGAAGGACGUGUGGAUCCAGAAUUGGCCUCCACACAGUCACUUAUGGACCCAUUGUUAAAACCGUGUUUAUGGAAGACAAUCUUACUCGGCUACGAGUGAUCGCCAAAGAAGAAGAAGAAGAUGCCUGGUAUAAAGCAUUAAAGUUACUUUCUGUAAAAAAUUUUUAAAUAAAUCACACUGUAUGGUCAAGGAUAUAGAAUUGCUAAGAAUAAGGUCACACCAAAAUAGAAAAAAUGCUAUUACAUAUACAGUCAUACCUUGGUUUAAGUAUGCCUCGGUUUGAGUAUUUUCAGUUUAAGUACUCUGUGGACCUGUCUGGAACGGAUUAAUCCACUUUCCAUUACUUUCAAUGGGAAAGUUCGCUUCAGGUUAAGUACGCUUCAGGUUAAGUACAGACUUCCGGAACCAAUUGUGUUUGUAAACCGAGGUACCACUGUAGUUGAAAUACAUACAAAUUCAAUUUUUCAUCAGAUUAAAUGAAUAACAUUUUUAAAACUAAAAAAAAGAAAGUUUUCUGUAGCUCACAUUUCAGAACUGCCAAUGGUGAAUGACACAAUGCCAAGUAAUGUAACUGGAUCAAAAAAAUUCAUUACUUCCACUGGCAAUAUCACAGUUUGACUCAUUGUUUACUAGAUUUUUAAAUGUGGGUUGUAAAACUGGUUCUUUCAUUAGAAUUUACAGUUUGUAGAGAAUAUUUUCUGGAGAAUUUUCUAGCAGAGAAUAUUCUUAUUCUCAAGAAUAUUCUCAUUCACAAGAAUAUUUUCAAAUCACUAAGUGUAUCUGCCACUGUUCUUAGUGUGUCCUUCCUAUGCCGCUCAUCUUGAUCUUCGACAACUGAAUGUGUGUUUUCAGGAACCCUGUGACUUACAGUUUUGAACUGUUUUUAAUAUUGGAUUUUAAUUAGUUGGUAAGCUAAUCCUGGGAUCCUGGGAUCUAACGGAGAAGGGCAGGAAAUAACAGUUGAGUAAACAAUAAUAAUGUUAUCCGCAGUACCAGCCUGCUUUGCACUAGCCUACCUGCCCGAACUGAUCACCUUAAUGUUGUUCCUUAAAGGCUUAGGGGCAUAGUUAUCCAUUCCGUGAAUACAUUUGGUGAUGUGAUGCAACUUGGGGCAAAUUAUCAUUGAUUUGGAUGCCAUCCUGGAAGGAGUUUUCUGUGCCUGGCUCCCUGGCCCCAGGGGUGCAGACUUCUUUAAAUAUCUGACUCCACAAAGGCGCUCUUGCCACACCACCCGCCUGCUGUUUAGGCUUUGAAGACACUUGAACUCAGGACGCAAGGGAGAAACGUGCUAAGAGGGAGGCACGCUUGGCAAAUCUACACCGUGAUCAACUCCCGCCUGGAAACCAAUGUCCCCACUGUAGAAGGACGUGUGGAUCCAGAAUUGGCCUCCACUGUCACUUACGGACCCAUUGUUAAAAUCGUGUUUAUGGAAGACAAUCUUACUCGGGUGCAAGUGAUCGCCAAAGAAGAAGAAGACGUUUUAAGCUAUAGUAGCAUAAUGUUUGUGAUACUUAUAAACUGGCAGUAGGUGGUGCUGUUAGUGCUGGAGCAAACAGGGGGACUUACUUGAAAAUGCCCUUGCCUUCCCUGUGGUAGACAGGAAGAAGCCAUUAUAGUUCCUUGGAUGAUGUUUACAUUAGAGUGGUAAUGAGUUUUUCGGGGGAAAUAUUCUAGCAAAAUCUCCUGACUUUUAAUUUGCUUGCAGAAAUUCAAAUGCAUAUUCUCGUAAUUUGAUUUCUACCCCGACAUCAGCAGUUGGGCAUGCUGUGGGACUAGAAUAUUUUAGGAAGAAGCAAGAAGCUAGCAAGUUGAUACUUAAAAUAUUAUCUUAAAACACAUUACAGUACAGUGAAAAAACAAAACAAAACCACACACAUUACAGUGGUACCUUGUUUUACAAACUUAAUCCACUUCGGAAGUCCGUUCUUAAACCAAGGCGUUCUUAAACCAAGGUGUGCUUUCCCAUAGCAGCGGGAGCCUCAAUUUACAAAUGGAACACACUCAACAGGAAGCGGAACAUGUUCUGCUUCCAAGGCAAAGUUCACAAGCCAAAACACCUACUUCCGGGUUUGUAGCAUUCUUAAUCCAAGUUGUUCAUAGACUAAACUGUUCUUAAACCAAGGUACCACUCUCCUUAAAAAAGAAAGAAAGAUAUACCUCAAAGCCAUAAUUUCAGAAUUCUAAAGAAUUUUAAAUCUGAAAUGUAUUAAAUUUCUCAUCUGUUACCUUGUUUCAGCUCUGCACUGUACAAGUAAGCAACUACAGAGAGGAGACGAGGACAAAGUGCUUGCAUAAGGGGAUCUUCAGUUAAGAAAGAACAGUCAACCAAAGUGUGGGACAGAUCCAUGGAUUUGUUGAUGACUUUCACGUGGAUUAUAAUUUAGCCUGUGGCGAUCUGCUGUGGUCCGUAGAAGAACAGACCAUCCGCCUUUCUGCUGCUUUUCUAUUCAUGCUGAAAUCCUAAGAGGCACCUGUUGUAUAUGAAACUGCAGGACGUGUUGUGAUGGCCUUGAAACUGCACUAAAGACGGACCUUGCCCCCUCCCCGCCGUCAUUUGGGAUUGGUACUGUUACUAUUGUGGUUUUCCCCCGUGAGUGGGCUUGCUGCUUUAUCUGGUCUCCUCCUUGUUAAGAAAAAAAGAUGUCCGAAACUGGCUCUCGUCAAGACGCCAGCACCAAGGCAGGCCUAUUGGAAAAAAACAAGAACCCAGAUGACUCUCAGCCCUCAGUCCAUUCAGAAAGGAGGAACAAAAGUGGGAUAAUAAGCGAACCUUUGAACAAAAGUCUUAAGAAGUCCCGACCGCUCUCCCACUACUCCACUUUUGGUAGCACCAGCUCAUUGAGUGAACAUUCUGAGAAAGGGGCCCCCAUAGCCAACGGCAAUGAAGCUACUAUGGAUAAAAGCAAUUCUACCUCAAAGCACAAAACCAUCUCCGACAUGCUGAGCAAGUCAGAUCUUUCUGCAGAAGGACAGAGCAUCUUGCAACAGUUUGCUCAGUCGACGGAGCUGCUCAAAAGAGUAGUCCAGGAGCACAUCCCCCUGCCUAAUGACCACGGGACGGGCAUCUCAGACAUGGAAGCUGUCUCGGCUGCAGAGACAAUGAACAGCCCAUCUGAUUUUCCUUACCUGGGGGCUUUCCCUAUCAACCCUGGCCUUUUCAUCAUGACCCCUGCUGGCGUGUUUCUGGCAGAGAGCGCGCUCCAUAUGGCCGGCUUAGCAGAGUACCCAAUGCAGAACGAAUUGGCAUCUGCCAUCAAUUCAGGGAAAAAGAAACGGAAACGGUGUGGCUUGUGUCCUCCUUGCAGAAGACGGAUAAAUUGCGAGCAGUGCAGCAGUUGUAGGAACCGUAAAACUGGCCACCAGAUUUGCAAAUUCCGAAAAUGUGAGGAACUUAAAAAGAAGCCUUCUGCUGCACUGGAGAAAGUGAUGCUUCCUACAGGCGCUGCAUUCCGGUGGUUUCAGUAGGAACAAGAAUCCCAAAGCUCUGUUGUCAUCCAGUGCAAUGUCACUGCUUGCUUGUGUUGUCUCAGGCAAGGCAUUUUUUUGGCGGAAAUGAAUGGAUGCGCCUGUGUCUCCUUUAGAACCAAAAAAUUUUUCUCGCAGAUUUCAUUCCUGUUUUUUAUAAUUUUUUUUGGCAUUUGUUUAACAUCUUCGAGUACUAGUAAAAAAACAAACAUUAACUGCUUUUCAAAUAAUUUUUUUAAAAGGAUCCAUAAAGUAACAAGACAUAAUAGAGUAUGGACAAUCAAUUUAUUUUCCUGUGUUUUGGUGUUGAUGUUGUUUAUGUGUGGAAGAUGCAGUUUUUGUGUAGAGAAUGUAAAUUUACAGUAACCUUUUAAAUCUAGUUACUAAUAAGCACUACUGUAAUUAGCACAGCUGUUUAUUCAUUCAUAUUUUUGUUUGAUUAAUUUCCAUCAUUAAAGAAAAAUAGUGUGGCUAGUUUCUAGAAUCGCUCAACUUCAUGUUUAUAAAUGAGAAUAUGUUUAAAAUAAGGUAGUUUCCCUUUCCCUAACAUACACAUAAGAUUAAGGUUUAAUCAGCAAAAUGUUUGGUAUGAAAAAGUGGAAAUGUACUGCAAAACUGGCAAGUUUUUAAAGCAAAGCAAAAUAAUAAUUAAGUUUAGACCAAGAAGAACUGCACACUAGAAUAAACCUGGAAUUAACUGCAAUUAUUCUCUUUUAGAUUUUUUUUUUACUGGAAUUCAAAUUUAAAGCUAUUGCAGAACCCGUGUUGGAAACAUAUGAGUCUUUUUCUUCUGUUCAAAGCCCUUGUUUCCCUGCUUUCUGACCAUCACUAACUGAAAGGCUGUUUGUAAUGUUCUAGCGAUUCAGGCUGUUUUGUGAAUAAAAAUGAAAGCAUGUUUUGUG